Molecule: messenger RNA, 2706 nt
Organism: Saccostrea cuccullata (small rock oyster)
Lineage: Eukaryota; Metazoa; Mollusca; Bivalvia; Ostreida; Ostreidae
Product: transcription factor atf-2-like
Exons: 2
Coding region: 279-2003 (574 amino acids)
Biological process (GO): regulation of DNA-templated transcription; circadian rhythm
Cellular component (GO): nucleus
Molecular function (GO): DNA-binding transcription factor activity; DNA binding
Source: RefSeq, a predicted model, not a curated record
GUGCCUUAUGUUUUUACAAAUAAGUGUAGAAAUGAUAAGAAUUUAACUUUUAUUGCGAAAAAAAUUCUAUUGACUGUGUAUUGUUUAUCGAAACGUAACGUAUUGGCGCAGUUUGUCACGUGCUACAAAAUAUUGAACCACAUGUAACACGGUGUAUUAUCUCGGAUAGUGGAUCGCAAAAACAACAACCUUGCCCUUCCAAAUUACAUAACUCUUUGGGAGAAUUACGUAAAGCGGCUUAGCUAACUGUGUAAGCUGAAUGUAAAACUUACUGCAACAUGUCGACUCUGACCUGUUCUUUUUCUAACGCGUGGGGUGAUAAAAGGACUGGAUUAGAAACAACUCUUUUGAAGGGCCAUCUCAGGGAAUACCAGUACAUACACACACAGUACGAAAACUCAGGCAGACCACGUAAUUAUGCAGACUCUACCUCUGCUAUCAGUAGCGAACGAAAACCAAACACUGUGACAAUGGAUCAAUCUGGUGAAUACCCUCAUUCUCCAAACAGUAGCUCAGACACAAACUCUCCAAAUCCUACCUCCAACAUACCGACCUGCAUCGUGGCUCCCACAUCAAGCAACACGGACAAGGACCCGGCAAGUGAUAGCUCAAACCCUUAUAUACCGACGAGAAAACAGCGCGAAUUCAUCCCAGAGAAUAGGAAGGAUGACCACUAUUGGGAGAAAAGGAGGAAAAACAACGAAGCUGCAAGAAAAUCUAGAGAGAAACGAAGAUUUCAUGACGUGGUUUUAGAAAACAGGAUAAUGGAAUUAACACGAGAAAACUGUCAGAUCCGGAACGAGUUGUUUGCGAUCAAGAAACACUUUGGCAUACCUCUAAAUGAGACGUUCGAUAUGAGUGAAGAAAACAAAACAACUGCCACGAAAAGUAGGGAAAGAUCACUAUCACCCGUGUCAAACCAUCAUACGAACGCUUCUAUGAGUUACUUGGCAGCAGCUAGAGCGAGUGGAUCCAUUCUUCAUGGGUCUCAACCACCAACCAUGGUCCCCAUGCAAUCAUCCAUUCCGCUACCGAUCUCUUUACAAGGAAACUACAAUUCUAAAGGACCAAUGUCAUACUUUAUAGCAGCAGUGCCAUCGUCUGGAGCCCCAGAUAAUUAUCAAAGCCAGUUAUCAUCAAAUUCAAUUGGUUCAUCUCAUAUGCAAGAAAACCUCUUGCAGAACAACCCUAAGUCAUCGUCGGUUGAAGAUUUAGUUAUCAACAAUAGAAGACAAAUGUAUCUCUCAGGGGAAUCAAAUGAAACUCAGGGUCGUCAACUUCACUCCUCUCAAUCUACCUCACUUCCUUCACAAUAUUCACUAUCAAAUACGUCAGCAAACAUUCAUGCAGCAGCAGCAGCAGAAACUAAUCCCUCGUCUGUAAAGGAGGAAAAUAUCCUUCCUACAGAUUACACCUCAGAUGACCAUACCCAGGAUGAACCUUUAUCUCUGACCGUACGAAAACGCGGCGACAGUUUCUCAGGAAAUGAAAGCUCUGUAUCUUAUUCCUCCCCCGAUAGCCCUGUCUCACAAAGUCCACCAACGAUGGCAUUACCACAUAAGCUGCGACAUAAAGUACCAAUGGACUUUGGUGCCGCAUUCCAAAGUGCUGCAUUUGGUCCAGUGGUGAAUGGACUGACGCAAUUAUCUGAAAUAGCUCUUGCACAGUCAGGUCCACUGCCCCUUGUAAAGAAAUCCAAGCCCGACGAUUCGGAUUUGUCACCAAGAAGUGGUAGACUGAAUCAGAGGUCGUUGAUCGACCCGAAAUAUGCCGAAAGACGGCGCCGAAACAACGAAGCUGCACGAAGAUGUCGAGAGAAUAGAAAAAGCAUAACAAGAAUGAGGGAAGCCAAAUCGGAUUACUUGGAAACCGAGAACGGAAAACUCCGACAUGAAUUGGACACUUUACAGGACGAGAUGAAGCAACUGAAAGACAUGAUAGACAGAAAAAAGACAUUAAAAUCAGAAACACAAGAGGAGGAAAAUAUGGGGAACAAUAAGUAAAGCAUAUGUCGCAAGUUUUAAAAGAAAUGGGUAAAAUAAAAUAGAAAUUAAGAUUUACGUCAUCAAUUUUUGUAAUUUAUGUAUUUUUUUUCUUUAUUGAUAUUGACCUACACUUUCAGUAGAGUGCAUUGCAAUUGGCUUUUGUUUUUGUUAAAUUUCUUUUACCAUAAAUUUAUAUUUUUGGUGUUAACAUUUCAGAACUUUGUAAAAUUACACUGUUGCCGUGGUGUACUUUUCAAGCUACCCAUAAGACAGUUAUGUAAGCUUUGAAUAAAGUAUGUCACAAUGCCCUGGAUAAAGCGGCAGACCCUUGGAACGGAUACGUGUUUUGCGGGUAUAAAUUUAUGUAAAUCAGCGUUCUUAACUCUUGUUUUCAGGACAUAGCACAUUAAUUCUACAGACAAAUACAUUGUAGAUACGUAAAUCAAUUGUUAUUUAUCAAUCGGGUUAACACGAACCUAACCUACCUCUGAUGUGUCGGGUCCAAUUGUUUUUUUUCUGUGGAAUUAUGUUAGGUUGAAAUCAGGUUGAUGUAUUACGGGUGUAGCGUUGUACAUAUAUUUUUGACAGAUACUAGUAUGUUUUAUUGUGUGUAUGUGUGACUUUGUUUAUAUGGUUUUGGAGUAUAUACGAUUGUGGGCGGCAAGGCUUUGGAAAAUUACGCUAAAAUGCACUUUUUUGGUACAGUGUAUUUCAAUAUAUA